AGCGAUAUUCCGCGAAGUCGACUAAACAAAACGAGAACUUUAUAUCAGCAAAUUCAACUUAACCCAUUGCCCAGGUUGGGUAGCAUCCCAAUCAGGCAUAAUGCCGAAUACGGGGCAGUUAAUUGGCCAGUGCUUGAAAUGCAACGACUGUCGCAAAGAUUUUAAAUCCGUUUGGUUGCCAACUAAUGUUUGUUGUCGAAUGGCGGUGUGGAGCAAUCCUGGAUUGAUGAAGCAAGCGCCGUAUUCCAGGUAUAUUUCUAAUGACCUCAAGGAAGCGGUGACGAAAACUGCAACCAACGCGCGCACAGAGAAUACAUCCAACAAGUCCACUGACGCGCGUGAUUCCAGGAGAAAAACCGAUUUUCCAGUCCAGUCUCUGGCUGAACCGUGGAUGAGGCAAGUAAACGCAUUAGCGCCUUUCAGUACCCUGGGAAAGUAUACAUGUGGCUAUUACUUUUCCCGAGAUACCGACAACAAGAAGCGUAAAACAGGGAUCCCACCUUCGGAUUUAGUAGCUUGGCGUUCGCACAUUUCAUAACCGACUGAAGAGGAAGGCGAUAUUAAUGUACGUAACUACAGAGGAUGCAGUUGUCAAGUUUUGUUUGAGACACAAACGUAUUCACAAAGUCACAGUUAAAUCUUGUGAGUCUAAGAAACACCGUAAAUUGUUAGAACUAACGAACGUUAAGUUAAGGAUAACAUUUCGGUGUGUGAUUUAAUGCUAAACCCAGUGUAUCUAUAAAUCGUGACUGGACUUUUCGCUGGUAAUCAGUAUGACCAGUAUCACUUCAGGUUCACUUAGGUUUUCAAUCAGGGUGCUAAUUAGAAACACAACUAAUGUAGUUGCGCACAUAUGUGUUUGUCUGUUAAUGCGAUUUUGUAAAGCUGAGUGGGUGUAAAACGGAAACUCGGUAUUGUCAUUAUUGUGAAAAGAAGCAUGAAAAUCAGUGGAAGUAAAAGCAGAUAAAC
Porites evermanni is the source of this 969-nucleotide messenger RNA. Lineage: Eukaryota; Metazoa; Cnidaria; Anthozoa; Scleractinia; Poritidae. The record is from the annotation of a GenBank genome assembly.